Messenger RNA from Tyto alba (common barn owl), 1126 nucleotides. It is a transcript of the gene HCRT, whose product is annotated as hypocretin neuropeptide precursor. NCBI's taxonomy places the organism in Eukaryota, Metazoa, Chordata, Aves, Strigiformes, Tytonidae. The coding region runs from base 485 to 952 and encodes 155 amino acids. Gene Ontology annotation, biological process: neuropeptide signaling pathway; feeding behavior. The transcript has 2 exons. The record is from RefSeq and is a predicted model, not a curated record.
CCUCCUGGCACCAGCCGAGCGCAGGGCGAUGGCUCCCCACGUCAAGGAGCCAUGCGGCUACCCGGCACCCCUUUGUUCGGGGAGGUAAUUAGCCUAAUGGGGCCACGGGGAGCCGACCCGCACGCUGUCGGGAGCCGGCCAGCGCCGACCUUCAGCCCUUUUGUGCCGGCCGGGCCGCGGGGCACGCGGGCAAUUACGGCCUCAUUAGUGCCACUCGCCCCAUCCACCGCGCCCGGCCGGUGAGCACCCACACAAUGAGGAGCUGCAAAUGAGGGGAAAGGCCUGGCCGGUCUCCGAGCUACCGGCCACAGCGCGCCCGCGUCUCCCAGAGACCGGCUGCUCCCGCCUGGCCCCGACGGUAUUUUUGGCAGCACUAUUGUGCCGGGCACUAUAAAGCGGUGGCUGCAGUGCUGGGCGCUGCGCUCUUGGCUGCCCGGCGGGACAUGCCCCAGCGCCGCUCGGCUGCCUGAGGACCCCGGGAAGGAUGGAGGUGCCCAACGCCAAGCUCCAGCGAGCUGCCUGCCUCCUGCUGCUGCUCCUGCUCUGCUCCCUGGCUGCUGCUCGGCAGAGUCUGCCCGAGUGCUGCCGGCAGAAGACCUGCUCCUGCCGCAUUUACGACCUCCUGCACGGCAUGGGCAACCACGCCGCCGGCAUCCUCACGCUGGGCAAGAGGAAGAGCGUCCCGCCGGCCUUCCAGAGCCGGCUCUACCGCCUGCUGCACGGCUCCGGCAACCACGCCGCCGGCAUCCUCACCAUGGGCAAGCGCGGGGAGCGGCACCCUGGCACCGCCUGCCACGACGCCUCGGGCUGCCCCGCGGGCACGGACGCCCAGCCGACGCCGGGGCUGCGGGGUGCUGACACCAGCCCUGCCAGCCCCGGCGAGUGCCAGGGACACGCGGGGAAGGAGCUGAGCAAGAGCCAGGCCCAGGGAGCUGCCAAGGGCUUUUACUGAGCGAGGGGGGGGGGGCAGUGGGAGCAGAGAGGUGACCCCUGGGGGGACGGAGCCCGGGGACACGCAGCGCGGUGUAAAUAGCGCUUUUACAUACCUCCUCCUGGCCCCGGCCGAGCCUGCUCAGGGCACCGCAGGCACCGCUGGCCUUUUACAAUAAAUGGUAGCCUGAUGUUA